AUGACUAAUGUCGCGAAGUUUUAUGAUGACGUAAUUGAGGAUGUAAUAAACGGCAUGAAGGAAGAGUUUGCCGAUGAGGGCCUGGAUACGCAAAUUUUAGUUCAAUUGCAAAAGAUUCGUUCAUUUGUUCCAACUUCAAGUGGUGUGCGCCAACUUCCUACUUCCACCGGUCCCCUUCUAUCUGGGCAAAUUGCUACCGCGAAACCGAUACUUACAGUAGCUCCCCUUGUCCAGCCUUGUAUUGGUUCUGGUAUCAAUGUUUCACAGGCCCAAUUUUCAUCUUUAAUGCAACAACGUCGUGUCAACAAUGGCACUGCUUCACACCUCCCCCUUGCAACCGGAGUUGGUCUUAACCAAGGAGUAGUCGCUCCACUCGGAGGCGCUAUGGGUUUAUCCGCGUCAGCACCAACAGGACCAGCAAAUACAGCAAACAUUGUCCAGCAUCAAGGACACCUCUCCUCUGGGGCGGGUUUACGCUUGCCUCUCAACACGGUGUUACGGCCAGGGGCUGUUGGACUUGGAAUGAAUGCUAGUGGGAAUUUGACCCUGCCCCUACAAAAUCCCUCCGUUACUACCUCGACCACUACAGCUACUGGCCUGGGUCAUCUUCAGCCUCAUUUCAUACAGACUGGUCCUAUGGCCACUGCUCAUCCUGCACCUCAGUUUGCAACUCUUCCAUCAGGAAUCACUGGUAUGACUUGA
Molecule: messenger RNA, 702 nt
Organism: Protopolystoma xenopodis
Lineage: Eukaryota; Metazoa; Platyhelminthes; Monogenea; Polystomatidea; Polystomatidae
Source: the annotation of a GenBank genome assembly